Messenger RNA from Linepithema humile (Argentine ant), 2400 nucleotides. It is a transcript of the gene moody, whose product is annotated as G-protein coupled receptor moody. Gene Ontology annotation, biological process: G protein-coupled receptor signaling pathway. Gene Ontology annotation, cellular component: membrane. Gene Ontology annotation, molecular function: G protein-coupled receptor activity. The record is from RefSeq and is a predicted model, not a curated record. Lineage: Eukaryota; Metazoa; Arthropoda; Insecta; Hymenoptera; Formicidae.
UGCUUGGGUAAGCAGCAGUCCAUCCACGGUGACGCUGACGCAUACACAGUGCCCGCACAACGUGUUCCCGCUCAACAACGUGGUCCCCGAUGACCGUCGCUUCGCUUCUCCGGAGAGCUGCUCCUGAUCGCGCGCAGUCGAAAUCGCGAGUCGCCGCGGGAAAUGUCGCGAUCGCAUUCGCGCAGUGUCUCUUCGAUAAAAGAAUAAAAUACUAAUUUUAAGACAGAUUGCGAAUCAAAACUGCAAAAAAUAUUGUGACCGUCCUCUCGGCGAAUAUUAUUUAUUUUAAAAUAACAACUUCAAGCUUCGAUAUAGUAAUUAAUCGGAGUAAGUGAGCUCUCGUGAAUGAUAGAAUUAAAUGAGUCGCACGGUCAGCGAAAUUCGAUAGCUUUUUUGAAAGGAAUUGUGUUAAGUGAACUGUGCAGAAAUCAGCGAAUUUUGCGAAGUUAAAUUUUGAUGAACAAGAAAACGAGAUACUGAGAGAAGAAGAAACGAAAAAGAAGAUAACUCAUAAUCAAGUUUCAACUAAAGUGCCAAUGAAGACUCAUAUUUGUUGAGCGAUACAAGUUUGUGCUUAUCAAUUAAACGAUCAAUGAGAAUUGUCGCAUUGUCCGAGACAACUGUUGAAUAAUUCUCAGUCCGAUACAUUGUAAACAACUUCAAUCGUUUCUCGCAAAGAAGAAGGUCGUCGUUGAAUCGAGCAUUCCCGUCACACACACUCUUCAGUCAGCAAAAGUCAUCAGUUUAUCCUCCCGGCUCUUCUGUAUCCGUUGACAGGCUUAUGGGUGGUCUGAAAUAAGAGGAGUGGACGAACGACCUUCGAGGUCGGUCGAGGCCGGAUGGAAUCGUUGGACCGGAACCUUGACACCUUCAGCAUGGCCGGGAUAAUGGACAACGUGGCUACGUGGAUGCCGCGCGUCACGGACAACACCACAAACAGCAUCGUCGAUGUGGAACUAUCGAGAUUUCCGAAGCCUUUGAGGACUUUCGCAGCGGUAGUGGCCAUCAUCAUCAUGAUUAUUGGUCUGGUUGGCAAUCUACUGACGAUCGUUGCUCUUUGUAAAUAUCCCAAAGUUCGCAACGUUGCGGCAGCUUUUAUCAUAAGUUUAUGUUUCGCGGACUUCGUGUUCUGCCUGCUGGUGCUGCCGUUUGAUUCCAUUCGGUUUGUCAACGCCAGCUGGACGGAUGUACGAUUCUUCUGCAUUUUCGUGCCUUUUUUGAGGUACGGAAACGUCGGCGUCAGUCUUCUGUCUGUCGCAGCUAUUACUAUCAAUAGAUAUAUUAUGAUAGCGCAUCAUGCUAUAUACAGCAAAGUUUAUAAGAAAUACUGGAUCGCCACGAUGAUAGUCUUCUGCUGGUUGUUUUCUUACGGAAUGCAGAUACCAACACUAUUAGGAGUGUGGGGAAAGUUUGACUUCGAUCCUAAUCUGGAGACCUGCUCCAUCGUGAAGGAUCGUUACGGUUACACUUCCAAGACGUUUCUUUUUAUCAUGGGAUUUUUGAUACCCUGCAUGGUGAUCGUCGGCUGCUACGCCAAAAUAUUCUGGGUGGUACACAAAUCUGAAUCGAGGAUGCGAAAGCACGCGGGACCGACGAUAAAGUCGCCGCACACGCCCGGCAGAGACAUCAGAGAGCUAAAGCAAAAGCGCAGCGAGUGGAGGAUCACGAAGAUGGUGCUGGUGAUCUUCCUCAGCUUUCUCGCGUGCUAUCUGCCGAUCACUAUCGUCAAGGUGGCCGACGCGCAGGUCAGAUGUCCCGAGUGUCACGUUCUGGGAUAUCUGCUGUUGUACUUUGCGUCGUGCGUGAACCCGAUCAUCUACGUGAUCAUGAACAAGCAGUACAGGCAGGCGUACGCCGGCGUGAUCGGCUGCACGUGGAUAAGGAUGAGUCUGACACCGUACGGCAGCAGUGCGCCGGGCGGCGUCGGCGGCGGUCAUCAGGGCCACCAUCAGCAGGACCAAGACUAUUCGAAAGAUUUCAGUAAAACGAUGGUAUCGACGGUUUCUAUCGCCAUGAAUCCUGUGCGAGGUGCGCAAUUCCAAGAAGAGCCGUGAAGAACUGUGCCAGAAGCUGACGUCGAAAGAUGGAAGAAAGAACAGAUGUCUUUCUGUUUAUGAAAGGAAAGAAAGGAAAAGAAGAAAAAAAAAAGAACGAAUUAAUCCUCGUAACAGCGUAACUGUGUUAUCGAGCCGGAUUAUAUUUUCUUCAUACUUUAGUAUGAUUGAAUACACACUUUAUAAAUUCUCUUGCUAAAAGCAAGCAAAUUUUAAAUAUGUCGUACGAAUAUUUAAUUUCCGAGACACUCGGAAUAGUCGAGAAGUUACCUUAGCUGCAAACCAGAUUUUUACCAAAGGUUGUCAUAUAUUUGUUGCAUGUUGUAAAUAAAACACAAUAGAUUUA